GGCCUCGGCGGGCGGCCCCGGCGCACAGCCGCGGCCGGGGCGCGCGGCGCGGGGCGGAAAAGCCUGUUUACACAGACUGCACACCGCCUGGGGAAUAAUGCAGUAAAGGAAGUGAGCCGGCUCGGCCUGACUGCUCCAACUUCCUGCUCUCACACACACCAGAGGAAAAAAAAAAAAAAAAAAAAAAAGGAGCGAGAGAAAGAAAAAAAAGGGGGAAAAAUCAGGAUCUCAUUACAAGAGCAACAGACCGUCUGCAGACGCCUGUCAGCAUGGAAAGUCGGGGGCUUUCGCCCGGUUCCUCCUAGAAAUUCCCCCGAAGAAGGAUCUUGAAAGCUCCCCCACAUCUGGGUAUGGAGAGUGCAAUCACCCUGUGGCAGUUCCUCUUACAGUUGCUGCUGGACCAGAAGCAUGAGCACCUGAUCUGCUGGACCUCCAACGAUGGUGAAUUCAAGCUCCUCAAAGCAGAAGAAGUGGCCAAACUGUGGGGACUCCGAAAAAACAAAACAAACAUGAACUACGAUAAGCUGAGCAGGGCCCUGCGAUACUAUUACGACAAGAACAUCAUCAAGAAGGUGAUUGGGCAGAAGUUUGUGUACAAGUUCGUCUCUUUCCCGGAGAUACUGAAAAUGGACCCUCACGCGGUGGAGAUCAGCCGGGAGAGCCUUUUGCUGCAGGACAGCGACUGCAAGGCGCCUCCCGAGGGCCGAGAGGUGCACGGACACGGCUUGUCAGCCCUUAAAAGCACGAGCCGCAACGAAUACAUCCACUCAGGCCUGUACUCGUCCUUCACCAUUAAUUCCCUGCAGAGCCCACCAGAACCCUUCAAGGCAAUCAAGACGGAGAAGCUGGAGGAGCAGCCGGAGGACAGCCCUCCCGUGGAGGAAGUCAGGACGGUCAUCAGGUUUGUGACCAAUAAAACCGACAAGCACAGCAGGAGGCCCGUGGUGGCCCCGCCCUCCACGUCUGAGGCCUUCCUGGCCUCCUCUGUCUCGGCCAAGAUCUCCUCCUUCAUGCUGCCAAAUGCCGCCAGCAUUUCCUCUGCUUCGCCCUCCUCGUCUCGGUCCCCGUCCCUGUCCCCCAACUCGCCCGUGCCUUCUGAACACAGAAGCCUCUUCCUGGAGGCCGCCUGCCAUGACUCGGAUUCCCUAGAGCCCUUGAACCUGUCAUCGGGCUCCAAGACCAGGUCUCCAUCUCUUCCCCCAAAGGCCAAAAAACCCAAAGGCUUGGAAAUCUCUGCGCCCCCGCUGGUGCUCUCUGGCACCGAUAUUGGCUCCAUCGCCCUCAACAGCCCAGCCCUUCCCUCGGGAUCCCUCACCCCAGCCUUCUUCACCGCACAGACACCAAAUGGACUGCUUCUGACCCCGAGUCCACUGCUCUCCAGCAUACAUUUCUGGAGCAGCCUUAGUCCCGUUGCUCCACUGAGUCCUGCCCGGCUGCAAGGGCCAAACACGCUGUUCCAGUUCCCAACACUGCUUAAUGGCCACAUGCCCGUGCCAAUCCCCAGUCUGGACAGAGCUGCUUCUCCAGUACUGCUUUCUUCGAACUCGCAGAAAUCCUGAUGACAUCUGGCCACAAAUAAAGACUCAUUAACUGAUGAAACAAAUUUGUCCCCAUGGGUUAGUUUACCUGUGUCAUGAGAAGGACAUUGUGAAACCCUGUUAAUUUGGUUUGCACUUUUCAUAACAUGGAGGGUCUAGAUUUAUGUUAGCAUUUUUAAAACUUUUUUUAUAUUCAAGUAUAUAUGAAAAUCUGUUUUGCAUUAAGUGAAUUUUAAUGUUUUUGUUUUUAUAUCCUCUUAGCUUUUAAGUGUUGAACACUGUUGACAGUGAAGAACUUUUCUUAAUGGUUUUCAGUGUAACUAAUAAGGAUGUGAAGCUUUUUUCCUCUUUAAUUCUGCAUAUGCUGAACUGUGCUUAUAUACACUAUAACCAGCUGUGCCUUCCUUUGCAUUUAGUGUUAUGUAAAUGAUUUAUAUAUUUUUAGUAUUAAGGGAAAAUGUUUGAAAGACAAAAAUUAGUAUCAAACAGCUCUCUAGUAGAACUUCAUUAUUUUUCACAAGUAGGCAAUAUGAAAGCAUAUUCAUAUUACUUUUUCUUUUUUGCUUUCAAUUGUAUAAGAAUUGCCUUAGAACCUCUUUUGAACUGAAAUUCAGUAAAUGUAAUGUCCAAGUAAUGUUUUUAUAAGAAGAAACUAAGCCAUAUUUAGACAAUAAACAUUCAUAGAAGAAAAUGUUCUAAAGUGCAUUUUUUUUAAAAGUGAACUUUGAAAGGCUAGGCUUCUAGCUGUUUAAAAUCUUUCAGACUCCUCCCAAACAAAAACCUGAGAGGGAAAAACUACAUCAAGUUCAUUCUAUCUAUCCAUGCCCCUGGAAUAUUUCCUAGGUUAGCAUAUUCUUAUUUCAAAAAAUUAGCCCUGGUUCUCCCAGUUUUCCACAGGGGAUCACACCCCUCUGAUAUAUUUCCUGUAUCAUUCAUUAUGAGUUACAGUUUCUUUCUUUAAAUCCCUGGAACUAUAAGUAACAAACAUUUAAAAAUCCUAUGCUUUGGAAGAGGCUCCCAGACUGCUGAUGAACACAAACAAACAACAAAGAAACAAUUUUGUAACAGCAGGCAUCUUCAUGUGUAUAGGAAAUUGAGAGGUAGGAUACACUGCUUUAUGUAUUACUAAGUUUAUGGUGAGAAUGAAGGAAAUCUGAUACAAGAAAUAUAAAAUUCUUCAGGAACCUCAUCAUUGUGGAACUGAUUGAUUAUACAACAAUUUGGAACACUCAGCAGUAAAUUCUGUGUAGUGUAGUGUAGUGUAGUUUAGAGCAGUGAUAAUAGAAACAUUUUCUGCUCCUUCAAAAAAUCAGCAGGCACUCUAAGGCAUUGUUCUGUACAUGAAGAAGGAAAGUUCUCAUGUAAAGAUAAGAGAACUGGAAAGUGCCCAGUGCUUUCAAGUCAAGAUCAGGUUAAUUAUCAUCCUUUACUGUAAGUAAUAAAAACCAAUUUGAAAUGUGGCUAAAUAAUUGAUUCAAACCAGGUGUUAAAUGGCAGGGAUUGUGAGAAAGGGUAAAAAAUAAAGCUUAUAGGGGCCGGUUCCGUGGCUUAGCGGUUAAGUGCACGUGCUCUGCUACUGGUGGCCCAGGUUCAGAUCCUGGGCGUGCACCAACGCACCACUUGUCUGGCCAUGCUGAGGCAGUGUCCCACAUACAGCAACUAGAGGGAUGUGCAACUACAACAUACAGCUAUCUACUGGGGCUUUGGGGAGAAAAGGCAGGGGAAAAAAAGGAGGAGGAUUGGCAAUAGAUGUUAGCUCAGGGCUGGUCUUCCUCAGCAAAAAGAGAAGGAUUGGCAUGGAUGUUAGCUGAUCUUCCUCACACACACACAAAAAAAAAGCUUAUAAAAAACAUUUCUUGAAUUUUCAAAAAAUCCAAAAUUUUGUUAUAUUCAUAAAUUUUGAGAUUUUCAAUUGGAAUUGAGCAUCUGUAUGUGUGGCAUAUAUGCCCUCAUCAGGAGAAAAAAUCCAAACUCUCUAAUAUGCAUCUUUGAAUAUAAAGUAAUGGGACUGAUUCCAAAAUCCACAGACAGACACUACUGUCACUCCCUCAUAGGCUAAGGAUAAUUGUGUGCUAAAAUAAAAGAGCUGGUCCAGGGAACUGAUAUUUACCAAACAUAAAAUGUUAGAGCUGGAAGUGGCCUUUGAGAAUGCUCCCACCACCAUUUCCAAAUAAGGACAAUGGCACAGGAGAAGCUGGAAGUUGCCUAAGGCCACACAGCUCAUUAACGGUAGAACAAUGAUUGGUGCUCAGUCCAGUUCUAUUUCCCCAUGCCUAGCUAUAAGUACUACUGGUCCAAAACUAUAUGUUAGGUAGAAAAAAAGAGAUAAAGAUACAGCAUUAAAAAAAUUUGUUUUGUCAGAUAAGAGAAGAAUACACCCCAAACGCAAGAUUCUUACAGAUAAUCUAACUAAAGGAAGUUAAUGUGCAAAAAUCUCAACCAAAAAUAUUUUUAAAUGCUGAUUGGAAAUAUUCAAAUGACUAUAAACCUGAUUCUUGUAUUCCUCUCCUCCAAAUACUAUAAUUAACAUAUACUCUAGGCUCCAUUUAUUACAAGUGUAAAAAUAAUAAAAUUUCUGAGGGAUCAAAAAACUAGAACACAAAUAGAGAACUGGAGGUAUUGAAGUAUAAAACCCUUGUGACUCUGCCUCACUCUGUGUGUGUGUGUUUGGUUUUUUUUUUUUAACAACUAUUUUAGUCAGAAAAUAGGUUUCAAAGAACAUAUUAAAUCACUUUUUUUCCCUUUUUAUACGUCUGCUUGAUCAGUGUUACACUGCUAUGGCUAAAGUUUUAUAGAACUAUAACCUAAAUGUUGGUUUCUUUGUGUACAUCUUUUCUAUGACUGCCUAUCUUCAUUCACUUUUACAUAUGUAACAUUUUUUUACUGUUAUAUUAUUUUUGUUCAAUAAAUACUUUGUGAUAAAAGGUG
This is a messenger RNA of Diceros bicornis minor, 4466 nucleotides long. It is a transcript of the gene ELK3, whose product is annotated as ETS transcription factor ELK3. The coding region runs from base 351 to 1559 and encodes 402 amino acids. Gene Ontology annotation, molecular function: sequence-specific DNA binding; DNA-binding transcription factor activity, RNA polymerase II-specific. The record is from RefSeq and is a predicted model, not a curated record. Lineage: Eukaryota; Metazoa; Chordata; Mammalia; Perissodactyla; Rhinocerotidae. Gene Ontology annotation, biological process: regulation of transcription by RNA polymerase II; cell differentiation. Gene Ontology annotation, cellular component: nucleus. The transcript is spliced from 5 exons.